ACCGAUUCUCCACUAGCAAUUUCCUUGUUACGUCAAUCAAUCAGUCAAUCACUUUGCAGAGAGAGAAUCCCCGAAAUUGGAGACGAUUCCGCUAGAAAUCUACUAUCAAACAAACAGACCAUAGUUGAAAGAGAGCUAUGGCGGCGAGAGGUUUACUGCUGUUUUGGGCCUUAGCCGUGGUGCUUCUUCUCAUGCCUAAAGCUCGUGGAAAUUCGGAGGGAGACGCGCUCCACGCGCUUCGCCGGAGCUUGACCGACCCGGGCAACGUGCUCCAGAGCUGGGAUCCCAACCUUGUGAACCCCUGCACCUGGUUCCACAUCACCUGCAAUCAGGACAACCGCGUCACUCGCGUGGAUCUUGGCAAUUCAAAUUUGUCUGGUCAUCUUGUGCCUGAGCUUGGGAAACUUGAAUAUCUCCAAUAUCUUGAGCUGUACAAAAAUAACAUCCAAGGGGAAAUUCCUGUAGAGCUGGGUGAGUUGAAGAGCUUAAUAAGUUUGGAUCUAUACAACAAUAAUAUCUCAGGGAAAAUUCCUCCAUCCCUGGGAAAUCUGAAAUCCCUCGUCUUUCUACGUCUUAAUGAUAAUAAGCUAAGUGGGCCAAUCCCAAGGACUCUUGCUGGUAUAUCUACCUUGAAAGUUGUGGAUGUCUCCAAUAACAAUUUGUGCGGCACAAUACCUUCCAGUGGUCCAUUUGAGCACAUCCCUUUAAAUAACUUUGAGAACAACCCCCUACUCGAAGGCCCGGAGCUGCAGGGUCUUGCAAGUUAUGACAAAAACUGCUCUUAAUCCACUGAUUCGAGAUACGGAAGCUUGCAAUAACUACCAUUGUCCUUAAUGUUGCUUAUGUACAAGUUGGACUGUUUGUAGGAUGCCUAGUUUUGUUUAUAUUUCAAUUGUAGGUGACGGCAAUAAACCGUGGUAAUUCAUGAAUAUCUGUAAUUGGAACUAUAAUGUAGUAUCAUGUAUUUGAAUCUCUUUUUCCUCCUA
This is a messenger RNA of Salvia hispanica, 986 nucleotides long. RefSeq names its product leucine-rich repeat protein 1-like. The record is from RefSeq and is a predicted model, not a curated record. Lineage: Eukaryota; Viridiplantae; Streptophyta; Magnoliopsida; Lamiales; Lamiaceae.